UCAUGCCUUUAGGAGCGCACAAUUUCUGCCGACUUUAUGGGAUGACUUUGGAGAAAUUGAAGGGUCCGAAUUGCAAGUUAAAGUGGAAAAGAAAGAGUACCCAGUCAUUGUUGGAAGGAACAUAGCAAUUUCUAGUCAUCAAGGCAUUGGAGCUCCUCAAAUGGGCCAAAUCAAACAACGACAUUCUUACAAGCCGUGCAUUAGGUAUGCAUACAGGCGGUGCAUCAGGCAGCUCCUCCGCAUCGUUCAUCCCCCCAUCCUUACUCCAACUACUGAUCGCGUUACCUCCAUUGCAGAAAUGACUUUACACACUUCCGCUGCAACAAAAAAAAAAUGCACAAAGGGCAAGAAGCCAUUUGAUUGUCCAAGAUGUGAGUGGAAGAUGACAUUAGUGUCGCGUGGUAUGUUCCAAAUCGAUCUUACUGAUGGCAGUGGCUCGGUAACAGCAUCGAUAUCUGGUGUACUUGGUGAAAAGAUGUUUUUCAUGACAGCAGAAGAUAUAUUCGACACAACUUGUGUCAAGCUCCAACUCAUUCACACUGACCAUAUCCAACAACUGUUGUCCAACAAAAUAUUCUACAUUCAGUUAAAGAAGUCAUCCUGGGUAAGCGCUAAUGGUACCCAUAUAGGUCCAACAGUUCUAUCGUACACAAAAAAAAGUGCAGUUGCUUCCGUCUACCAUCAAGGACAAAAAUGCUGAUUAUAAUGGGCAUUGCAUUCACAUUGCUGGUAGCUGAAACAUUGUCAAAUGGGAUGGCAAGAAAAUCUUGUGGCAUAUCGCACAUAAGAAACUGAAUCAAGCUGGAUGCCGAGCUCAGUGCUCCAUACGAGAGAAAUGAAAGCAGAGCAGUUAAGUGUGAUGGCAGGUUUCUCUACUAUAAAAUAUUACUUAGAACUCAUCACUAUGUAACUGCAUUUGGACUAGCUUUCAUUGACAGCCAAAAU
Molecule: messenger RNA, 945 nt
Organism: Capsicum annuum
Lineage: Eukaryota; Viridiplantae; Streptophyta; Magnoliopsida; Solanales; Solanaceae
Source: RefSeq, a predicted model, not a curated record